ACUGGCAUGGGCAGGGACAAGUAAUUCAUUCUGAUACAUAUAAUCCCAAGCUCCUCUAUCAUAGGGAUAUAUGGAUAUAAGACGUGAUUUCCAUAUGGCCGAAGGGGAAGGAGAAUGGAGCUACUCCAAGAAUUGUAGGCGCCAACAUGUAGCUGUCCGCGAGACCAGGCCAAUGGUCGAGACUGCCGUCAAGCAGGUGUACGCAGCUCUCCUCCCCAGAACCAUGGUCGUCGCCGACCUCGGAUGCUCUGCAGGACCGAACACGCUGCUCUUCAUCUCUAGCGUCCUGAGCAGCAUCGCUGCUGCGGCUGGUGCUGAACGGUGCAAGCCGCCGAGCGGCGGCGGAGACGAUGACGACCAUCACGUGGAGCUUCAGUUCGUCCUGAACGACCUCCCCGGCAACGACUUCAACCACCUGUUUCGGUCAGUCGAGGAGGAGUUCAGAAGGGCAGCAGGUUGUGAAAGGGGUCCUCCUCCUCCUCCCUACUAUGUCAUGGGGCUACCGGAGUCCUAUUACAACAGGCUGUUUCCUCGUCAGACUGUGCAUCUGUUCCACUCCUCCUACUGCCUCCACUGGCGCUCCCAGGAACCUGAGGGACUAGAGGCGUGGAGAAAGCCUUGCCUGAACGAGGACAACAUCUACAUCGCAAGGAGUAGGACCACGACACCUUCUGUGGCGAAACUGUUCCAGGAGCAGUUCCAGAAGGACUUCUCCCUCUUCCUCAAGCUGCGCCACGAAGAGCUCGUGCAUGGAGGGCGAAUGGUGCUUGUAUUUCUCGGCAGGAAGAACGAGGACGCGUACAGUGGCGACCUCAACCAGCUCUUCGCACUGGUCGCAACAGCGUUGCAGUCUCUUGUUUUGAAGGGCCUUGUGGAGAAGGAAAAGCUAGAGUCUUUCAACCUACCGAUCUACGGGCCGUCGGUGGGAGAAGUGGAGGAUCUGGUCACGCAGAGCGGUCUGUUCAGCAUGGAUCUGAUCAAGCAGUUCGAGAUGAACUGGGACCCUCUCGACGACUCGGAGGGUGACGACGUCGUCGAGGACAGCGCUCGCAGCAGCAUGAAUGUCGCCAAGUACAUCAGAUCCGUGCUGAAGUCUUUAAUUGUCCGCCAUUUUGGAGAAGCCAUAAUUGAUGCAUGGUUUGCCGAGUUCAGGCGCCUUGUCGCUGAGCACCUCGAGAAGGAGAAGACCAAGUUCACUACCUUCGCCAUGUGCUUGAAGAAAGAGUGAUAUAGAUGUAUCGAUAUACAUAUACGUAUGUGUAUUGUAUUUCGUACGGUGUAGCUAAUAUACUCAUAUGUGAUAUAUCAUGUGUAUUUCAUGGGACACGUACAAUUGAGUAUAUGUGUGCAUGCAUUAUACGGUACGGUCGUAC
Messenger RNA from Zea mays, 1373 nucleotides. Its product is annotated as benzoate carboxyl methyltransferase. NCBI's taxonomy places the organism in Eukaryota, Viridiplantae, Streptophyta, Magnoliopsida, Poales, Poaceae. The record is from RefSeq and is marked validated. Gene Ontology annotation, molecular function: methyltransferase activity.